Molecule: messenger RNA, 1236 nt
Organism: Nematolebias whitei (Rio pearlfish)
Lineage: Eukaryota; Metazoa; Chordata; Actinopteri; Cyprinodontiformes; Rivulidae
Product: claudin-3-like
Exons: 1
Coding region: 114-761 (215 amino acids)
Biological process (GO): bicellular tight junction assembly; cell adhesion
Cellular component (GO): plasma membrane; bicellular tight junction
Molecular function (GO): structural molecule activity
Source: RefSeq, a predicted model, not a curated record
CACCGCACACCUGCAGGUUCAGGACCUGACCUGGAACAGCGGGCCCUGCCUCCUCCUGGCGUGACGUGCAUCUUUUCAUCAGCAGAAGAAGAAGACGAGGACGGGCGCUCAGCAUGUCUGUAGGACUGGAGCUGAUCGGUAUCUCCCUGUGCAUUCUGGGAUGGAUCAUCGCCAUCGUGGCCUGCGCCCUCCCCAUGUGGCGGGUGACGGCCUUCAUCGGCAGCAACAUCGUGACGGCUCAGAUCAUCUGGGAGGGCCUGUGGAUGACCUGCGUGGUCCAGAGCACGGGGCAGAUGCAGUGCAAGGUCUACGACUCCAUGCUGGCCCUGUCCCAGGACCUCCAGGCUGCCAGGGCCCUCACCGUCAUCUCCAUCCUGUUGGCCAUCUUGGCCGUGCUCGUGGCCAUCGCCGGCGCCAAGUGCACCAACUGCAUCGAGGACGAGGCCUCCAAGGCCAAGGUGAUGAUCAUCUCCGGGGUCUUCUUCAUUGUCUCCGGGGUCAUGCAGCUCAUACCCGUGUCCUGGUCCGCCCACACCAUCAUCAGGGACUUCUACAACCCGCUGAUCACCGACGCUCAGCGCAGGGAGCUGGGGGCGGCGCUGUACAUCGGCUGGGCGGCGGCGGCGCUGCUGGUCCUCGGAGGUGGACUCCUGUGCUGCUCCUGCCCGCCCAAAGAGACCAGGUACAACAACUCACGGAUGGCCUACUCCGCCUCCCGCUCCAUGGGGGGCCCGGGGCUGGAGAGGAAGGACUACGUUUGAUCCACGCAGGAAAGACUUGACCCACGCCGAAGGGUCGGCGCGUCCGUGAAGAACACACCUGGUGUUUUUUAAAAUGUCUUCACGUUGAGAGGAUUCAUCCGUGUCGUUCUCAAAUGAGACGUUUUGUAAAAUGUGAAACGUUGCGAGCGUGCACGACUGAAAACUGCGCAUGAACCCACUUCAGGGUGAAACUCAAAGGUAAAAACAGAACCGUGUGUCGUAAACUGUGCGAGCCGUUACUCCAGAGGUAAUCCCCGUUCAUUUCUUGUAAAGGGGGAGAGAUUAGGAGAUUAUGGCGUUCAGGUGUUGAAGGCUCUCGGACGUCCUCGGCGGUUAAAAAACAGCAGCUGGAAACAUUUAACCGCUUCGGCUGUUCGGGAGUCUUUACAACGCUUCAGCUUGGGCCGAGGCAGAACAAACAAACUGCGUUCAUUUACAACUUGGUGUUUUACAUUUAACCGUCUCACACUUGUGU